Messenger RNA from Exaiptasia diaphana, 1087 nucleotides. RefSeq lists its product as uncharacterized. The transcript is spliced from 3 exons. The coding region runs from base 107 to 952 and encodes 281 amino acids. NCBI's taxonomy places the organism in Eukaryota, Metazoa, Cnidaria, Anthozoa, Actiniaria, Aiptasiidae. The record is from RefSeq and is a predicted model, not a curated record.
GCUUCAAAGUAAGGCAGCCAUUUUUCUGUUCAGUUUUGCUGCGAGGAAAAAUACAUAAUCCAUGCCAUCUAUACAGCUAAAAAAGUGCUGAAUUAUAAGGAACAUAAUGAAAGCACAGCGCAUCUUGUCAACGCAAGACAACCGUGGAGAACUUAUGUUCCAACGCCUUGAAAAGAUAAAAACUUUUCUGUCCACUUUGGAAGAAGUUGAAGAUCCUGACGAACCAUCUGAAAAUGAUAAAGCUGAGCAACAAGRCACACAAGAAAAUGAUGAAGAAAAGCUCACAUCGGAGCAACCAACAGCGCCUGCGCACAAGUACACAAACGUCACAUUCCCACGUGGCUUUUCUCCGUCCCAGUGCUCUCUCCUCGCUUCUCGACAACGCAGUGCAAACUACYUAUACUUUUCAACCAAUGAACGUGGAGAAUUUUUAUCCAAUGAAAAUCCAUGCCAGUCAGUUAAAACCCCUAAAAGGAAAAAGAAGAAAAACAAAUCUACGAGAAAUCWCGUGAUAAGCAGUGCUCAACUUGAAUCUCGCUAUCUAAAACCUGUUUUACCGGUAUCAGACCSAAACGAAACAAUGUCAAGGUCAAGUUUCAGUCAAUUGGCAAGAAUUCAUGCCAAAACUGGUUUUGAAUCUGGAUCGAUAACAAUGAGUUCUUUAAAAUCUGGACAAACUAGUCAAACCGGUUUGAAAAGCAAAGAGGAGAUAGCCAAACACCUAGCAAAGCAUGCCCAGGAACUGUUAAAAAUACAAUCCAGCGAGACAAUAGCAGAAAUACAGCGAGUUGAAAGAACUUUAUAUUAUAAAAGAAGCAAAAAUUGCCCUCGUCCUCCUGAAUUGCCUGUCUAUCUCUUCAAAAAGAGGCCUACAUUACCAAAUUUUAAACCAAWUGAACGUCUUUCUGAUCCAAGAAUCCGCACACAAGAAAUAAAGCUUGAACACAAAUAAUGAAACUUUUAGAUAUUCUAUUCUCCAUUGUUCUUCUGCGGCUUCCCGACCCACGUACGAAUGUCUUGGUUUUUACACUGAUUAUAUAUCAACCUAUGGGUAACACAUUUUUAAAAUAAAAUGUGGAUUAAGUAA